ACCAACUUCAGGCCCUUAUACAGCCUUUACUUUGUCCUGGCUGCAAUAAGUCUUCAUUAAAAUUAAAUUCUGAUGAAAAAUGUCGCAAAGGCCUGUCGCAAAGGCCUGUCUGUUAAACUUAGCAUUAACUGUGAAACAUGCAGGACAGUUGUAAGUAGCAACCAUACAUCAGGAUAUUCUAAAGAAAAUAAAAGAUAUUCUGUUAACAAUUCUGCAGUUCUAUCAUCAAUCUUAUGUGGAUUAGGUUCCUACACAUUUAACAAACUGUGUGAACAUUUAGACAUACCUGGAAUGUGUAAAAAAAACUUUCUAAAUAUUACUAAACUAAUUUACAAUAAAGGUGAUGAUAUCCGACAGGCCCUAGAACUUAAAACUGUUGACCUUAUUCGUCGAAAGCAUGCGGAGGAAAGUGGAGUUUCUAUAAACGAAGAAGAUAUCAUUGAUAUUGAUGUCUCAUAUGAUGGCUCGUGGCUAACCAGAGGACACACUUCACAUAUUGGAAUUGGAUGUGUUGUUGAUGUGUUAACAGGAUAUGUUUUGGAUUUCCACAUAGUUUCAACAUUUUGUUUGGUCUGUCAAACCACUGGCAGAAAGAUUAAAGAAAAAUCCCCAUCACAGUAUUCAGAAUGGUUUGAAACACACAAGCCUUUUUGUGAAAUCAACUACACAGGUUCAUCAGCUAUGAUGGAAACACAUGCCGCAGAGGUAUUAUGGCUGAGGUCAGUUACAAAAUUUAAGCUUCGCUACACAUCAAUGUUAUCUGAUGGAGAUGCUAAAUCUUUCAAAAGAGUAACUGAACUUAAACCUUAUGGUGACAUUCCCAUAGUAAAAGAAGAAUGUGUCAACCAUGUUGGUAAAAGGAUGGGAUCUGCACUUCGAAAUUUAGUUGCUGAUUGUAGCAAAAAAGGUACUUCUCUUGGAGGCAAAGGGCAUGGUAAACUAACUCAAAACACUAUAAAAAAGUUAACACUUUAUUACUCUAGAGCCAUUAGAAAGCACAAAAAUGUUUCUGAUAUGCAGAAAGCUAUAAUGGCAUCUCUUUAUCAUUGCUUGUCAACUGACAAAUCACCGAAACAUCAAUUGUGUCCAACUGGAUCUGGCUCGUGGUGCUUCUACAAUGCUGCUGUUGCUAAAAAUGAGACUCCUGGUCCACAUAGCAAGCUUCUCUGCACUCCUCUAAAUUAUAAGCUACUAGCUGACCACUUAAAACCAAUAUAUAAACGCCUCUCCGAGCCAGCCCUCUUACAACGUUGUUUGCUAGGUGCUACCCAAAACGCCAACGAGUCUUUGCAUUCCAAGAUUUGGAGUACUUGUGAUAAAAAGAAAUUUUCUUCUUGGAACAAGGUAACAUUUUCAGUGAUAUCCUCUAUUUAUGACUUUAACUUUGGAUUUGCUGCUUCAAAAAUAAUGAAAAAUAUUCUGUUCUGCAAAAACACGUUUCAUGCCCAUCGUCUUGGUUUGAGUCGACAGAAUCAACGAUUAAGUGGGUCGGCGUAUAAAAAAAGUAAAGUGGUCAUGAGACGACUCCAGAUGAGGAAAGCUGCAAAAGCUCGAAGGGAACUUGAGUUAAGAGAUGCAGAGGGACCUACUUAUGAAGCAGGACAGUUUUAGCUGUUUUUUUUUCUGCUUUUUCUUCUUUUUUCAGAAAUCAACAAAUAUAAAUUUCACGUAGGUCAUUUAGCUGUACACAUGAUUUCUCCUAAACUAAUUGUUUGAUUUUAAUGAAAUUUGAAACACUUGUUCUAGACAUGAUAUACCUUACUUGUAUAAUGAAUUUUUGUGAAACUUUUUAAUACUUUUUUCUAAGUUUUCACAUCUAUACUUUAAACUCAUUUUUCUCAAAAUGUUACUUUUUGCACAUAUCAUUAUGCCUUACUAGGAAUUUCUCCUAAACUACUUGAUAGAUUUCGAUGAAAUUUGAAACACUUCUUAAGGACAUCAUUUACUUUACUCGUACAAUGAGUUUUUUUCAAACUUUUAUUUACUUUUUUUUUAAAAGUAAUUUUAAUUAAUAUUUAUCCCGUUUUUUAUGCCUAAAAUAUAACUAAAAAUUCAAAAAUUUGUAAAAAAAAAACCAUACUUCAAUCUUUAAUUCUGACGUUGUACCAAUUUAGAGGAUCCUUUUCUCUUAUCUUUAAAUUCAAUUUCAUGUAAUUUUGAUCAAUAGUUUUUACAAAAUUCAGAGUUUUAAUUUGUAUACAAUAAACAAUAUGGCCGCCGUUACCAUGGCAACCAUCAUUCAAACAA
Biomphalaria glabrata is the source of this 2247-nucleotide messenger RNA. RefSeq lists its product as uncharacterized. Lineage: Eukaryota; Metazoa; Mollusca; Gastropoda; Planorbidae. The record is from RefSeq and is a predicted model, not a curated record. The transcript has 2 exons. The coding region runs from base 73 to 1611 and encodes 512 amino acids.